GGAAGGUGGUAACUGGCUUGAUGACGUAUCUCCGUAUGUCUUUCCUCGGGCUAGGGCGGAGCGUCGUUUAAAGCCCGGCCCCUUUCCCCGCCUCUGUCUCCUGGCAGCGCACUGUUCCCUCCUCCUCCUCCUCUGUAUCCCGGCCGCGCGCUGUUGCUGCCGCCGCGACGGCUCUGCCUCCUCUCGAGCUCGCGCGUCUUCACAGCUGUUGCCUUUCGUUACCCCCGCACAGCUGCUGUUGUCUGCGGCGCGCGCUCUCCCCGCUGCCGCCUCAUCGCGGCGCCGGGUAACCGGUGCCUACUAUACUUUUGGGUGCUUGAAAAAUAAUGGGGAGUUGAGAAUGCUGGUUUUUAUUCCAAGCUCUGCCAGCAUCUUGCUAUCGUGACCUUGAGCUAAAAUGACUACCGUGCGAAUGCAGUAGAAUAAAUGGCGUCAAAAGUAACGGAUGCUAUAGUCUGGUACCAGAAGAAGAUUGGGGCAUAUGAUCAACAAAUAUGGGAAAAAUCUGUUGAACAAAGAGAAAUCAAGGGUCUGAGGAACAAGCCAAAGAAAACAGGACACGUGAAGCCAGACCUCAUAGAUGUUGAUCUUGUAAGAGGAUCUGCCUUUGCUAAAGCAAAACCUGAAAGUCCUUGGACCUCUCUGACCCGAAAAGGAAUUGUUCGAGUAGUUUUCUUUCCAUUCUUCUAUAGGUGGUGGUUACAAGUGACAUCAAACGUCAUAUUUUUCUGGCUGCUUGUUCUUUACCUUCUACAAGUUACCGCAAUAGUAUUAUUCUAUACAGCAGCAAGCCCACAUAACAUACCUUUGACUGAAGUAAUUGGGCCAAUAUGGCUAAUGUUGCUACUUGGAACUGUGCAUUGCCAGAUUGUUUCAACACGAACUCCUAAACCACCACCUAGCACAGGGGGUAAAAGAAGAAGGAAAUUAAGGAAAGCAGCACAUUUGGAAGUACAUAGGGAAGGAGAUGGCUCUAGUACCACAGAUAACACGCAGGAGGGAACAGUGCAGAGCUACGGUACAAGCACCUCUUACAGUAUUGGCGCCGUCUUCAGAGAUAUCUGGCAUGCUGCUUUCUUUUUAUCAGGAUCAAAGAAAGCAAAGAAUUCAAUAGAUAAAUCAACAGAGACUGAUAAUGGCUAUGUCUCCCUUGAUGGGAAAAAGACAGGUAAAAGCAGUGAAGAUGGAGUACAGACCCAUGAGCCUCACUGUAAAGUGAUUAGGCCAGAAGAGGGAGUUUGGAGCACAGGAACUGUGAGAAACACAUACAACAAUCAUAGUCCUCACAAAGAUACACACAGGACAGUAACAAAUGUAUCUGAUGAAGUUUCAAGUGAGGAGGGACCUGAAUCUGGAUAUCCCUUACGCCGUAAUGUAGAACGUGCUUCUAGUGACUGUGCUCUUCGAAGCAGGAAAUCCCACCAUUAUAAGAAACACUACCCUGUGGAGGAUACCCCUAAAUCAGGUACUAGUUGCAGUUCACGCUGUUCAAGUUCCAGACAGGAUUCUGAGAGCACAAGGCCUGAAUCGGAAACAGAAGAUGUGCUAUGGGAAGAUCUGUUGCACUGUGCAGAGUGCCGGUCUUCCUGUACCAGUGAGACAGAUGUAGAAAACCCUCAAGUUAAUCCUUGUGUGAAAAAAGAAUAUAGAGAUGACCCAUUUCACCAGAGUCAUUUGCCCUGGCUCCAUAGUUCCAAUCCAGGACUAGAAAAAGUAAGCGCUAUUGUAUGGGAGGGUAAUGAUUGCAAGAAAGCUGAUAUGUCAGUACUUGAAAUCAGCGGCAUGAUAAUGAACAGAGUGAACAGCCACAUGCCAGGAAUAGGAUACCAGAUUUUUGGAAACGUAAUCUCUUUAAUCCUGGGUUUAACUCCAUUUAUAUUUAGACUUUCCCAAGCUAAGGAUUUGGAACAGCUAGCUACACAUUCUGCUACUGAACUUUAUAUAAUUGCAUUUGGGUCAAAUGGAGACAUACUGGUUCUUUCUAUGGUUAUAAUAAGUUUUGUAGUCCGUGUGUCCCUUGUAUGGAUUUUCUUUUUUCUGCUAUGUGUAGCAGAGAGAACAUACAAACAGAGGCUUCUUUUUGCCAAACUCUUUGGUCAUUUAACAUCUGCUAGAAGGGCAAGAAAAUCAGAGAUUCCUCACUUCCGGCUGAAGAAAGUGCAAAAUAUAAAAAUAUGGCUCUCUCUCCGGUCCUAUCUGAAGCGGCGAGGUCCUCAGCGGUCAGUCGAUGUAAUAGUUUCAUCUGCCUUCUUAUUGACAAUUUCAGUUGUAUUUACCUGCUGUGCUCAGUUGCUUCAUGUACAUGAGAUCUUCCUUGAUUGUCACUACAAUUGGGAACUAGUGAUUUGGUGCAUUUCAUUAACUCUCUUUCUCCUAAGAUUUGUUACACUUGGAUCUGAAACAAGUAAAAAAUACAGCAAUACCUCAAUAUUACUUACUGAGCAGAUAAAUCUAUAUUUGAAAAUGGAAAAGAAGCCUAAUAAGAAGGAGGAGCUGACACUAGUAAACAAUGUUUUAAAACUUGCUACUAAACUCCUGAAGGAAUUGGACAGCCCCUUCAGGUUAUAUGGGCUUACAAUGAACCCACUGCUUUAUAACAUCACCCAAGUUGUCAUCCUGUCUGCUGUUUCUGGUGUUAUCAGUGACUUGCUUGGAUUUAAUCUAAAGCUCUGGAAGAUCAAAUCAUGACAAUACACAAAGAGAAGAUGUAGCACAGUAUUCUGGCAAAAUCCAUUGAUGGACUAAACUGCCUCAGAGCAGUCACUAAAUCUGUGCUUCAGAAGUUAUGGCCUCUUCAAGGAUGGAGUUUGGAAAACUGAAGUGUUUACAUCUGAUUGUCUUGUGCAAUCUUUAUAUUUAUUUUAUCAUCUCACUGUUUUUUAUGUUUUAGCUGACAUUUGUAUUUUAUUUUCAAGUAUUGGUAUGCUUAGUUAUUGAAAGGGUUAGAAAACUGAUAUCCAGAUACUUGAGAUCCUGGCAAUGGGUCACACUGAAUUAUUGUAUCUAUGGUGAAAGCUAAAUACCAAUGCUAAGCUUUUAUACUUCAUAAGUUAUGGGUAAAAACAUUAUAUUUGUAGAUUGUUUGUUGCAGUAGAAAUGAAACCUAUUUACAAAUAACUUGAAGUACUGACAAUACAGUAUGACAGGUAAUGGAAAUAUUUUAUGUUAAUGCUAGAAACAAGCUGGUUUCUUACUUUUUUGGUGAGUCCAGGAUCUAAUCUGAUUAAGCUGCAGUUUAAACACCUUUGGAUAUUAAUAAGAUAUUACAUCACAGGUCAACAAGUGCUCUUUAAUAACACUUUUAUUAGAGCAAUAAUUGUAAAUGGUUAACAUGCUGUAAGACAUUUUGAUAAAAUUAACUAUUGUAUUUAUUUGAAACACUGGGCUAUUUGCAUAGAUCCGACUGUGCAUGCUCAGUAUGUGCACUUUUUAUUGUUACUUUUAAUUAGGACCUUUAUAUAUAGUAAAGGGAAUAUAUUAUGGUGGACUGUGGAGCAAUAUAUUAUUUUUGCAAUCUGAGUAUUUGGACUUCACUUAUGAGUCAAAAAGUUGUUAAUGGAAGAUGGUAAAUUAUAUACGCUCAAGAAUAGGACAAAUACUUUCCCAUAGUACACUAUAGUAUAUGCUGUUUAUACCACACUUAACUUUAAGAACAGUUGUUCCAUUAUAUAGAAACAUUUCUUCUUUAAGUCUUAUUUGUUUGCAUGCCCACAUCUCCUGCAAUUAUAAAAAUGUAGCUUGCAAAAUCUAUCAACUAAAGCUAGUAUGCAGUGUUUGUUGUAGUUAAGGCAAUUUUAAAAACAUGCUGCUAAUGUUAGCAUCACCAAGCUCCUCCUCAAUGUUUUUAUUUAGGUUGCCAAGUCUCCAGUCUAAACCCUGAUGCUACUUAAGGAGCAUGAUUUUGAUGACAGAUUUGUUUUGGGGUUUACAUUUUAGAUUAGCUCAAUUAUUUCCUUAGAGUAUUCAUCCUUUCAGAGUUACUAGUUAGUUUGUGCUUAAACAUAACAACAUCCCACUUACAAAACUGUAUUAGGAGGGCCAAUAUCAUGUUUGAGUAGCCUUAAACAUUUUACUUUUAGGGGAAUAUAUUUAUGAUUAGAAUUCAAAAAAUCAUCUGCUUCAGAUUGGGAAAGGGUAGAAAAUGUAAUAGGCUAUGUGAUACAUACAUGCAUACAUAGUGUGUGUGUAUAUAUAUAUACACACACUAAAAAAAUCCAUCAUACAUGACAUAUUACUAAUCCUCAAUCAUUAAAUAGUGGAGGCAAUGUAUCUUAAACUUGUGUGGUAUAAAAAAUUUUUAUAUACAAAGCAACGCAAACAAGCAUUUUGUAUUUUAUUUGCCUAUGUACUAAUGUUUAAUAAUGACCAAAGUGCAUUCUGGUUUUUGAAGGAAUGUAUUACUGGAGCUUUAAGAACAUGUUAUACUUAGUUUCUCAUGUGAUAAAUUUGGCUGCAUCUGAUAUGUUUCUUCUUCCUCUGUUAUCUAAUGUUGGGAUUGUUUUUAGGAAUUAAGUAUAUUUUAUAAAUAGGUUCCCCCCUCCACCCCAAAAUAUGGUACAGACCUACACAAAACUUAAUUUUGCACAGAAUAUAUUUUAAAGGGAGGGGGAGGGAGAGUACAGCAAGAAUUGUGUAGGGGUAAAAGAUGAGGCUGUUGGUUUUCACAGCCUGUCAUUAUAAAAACUAAUUUUUCCAGAAUAGAAAUAUUUUUGAGAAACUUGUGUUGAAUAUACUGCUUUCAGUUUAAAAAAAAAAGUUUGGGUUGAAGAUGGAAAUUAGUUUGUAACUACAUAUACCUCAGCAACUGGUGAUAUGCUGGAUUGUUGCACUACCAGUAGGAGCGUGGGGAGAAUAAAAUGAGGGUUUGUAAAAGGAAGUGGAGGGUACUUCAGAGUAAAUGCAGACACAUGUAAAUUGCUGUCAUUAGGUAUAUCAAUAAUGCAAGAAAUAAAUGAGAGAAAUGUUCUACAUCCCUUAAUAUGAAAAAGCCAGUACAAAAAUAGAGGUAAGUAGAAAUAUGGCGGAUCUUGUGUGUUGUUUUUUGCCACAUUUUGUAACUGAAAGUAUGAUGAGCCUUGGAAUAAAGCAUUCUGUGGCCGAUGGUCUAAAACUGUG
Molecule: messenger RNA, 5115 nt
Organism: Chelonia mydas (Green sea turtle)
Lineage: Eukaryota; Metazoa; Chordata; Testudines; Cheloniidae
Gene: PHTF2
Product: putative homeodomain transcription factor 2
Exons: 19
Coding region: 427-2688 (753 amino acids)
Cellular component (GO): endoplasmic reticulum
Source: RefSeq, a predicted model, not a curated record